AUGUCGUGUAAUGUCGCCUUGUUUCAUGAGAACGGAGACGUGUACGGAGACGGUGAUACAUACAUCCCAUUAUAUCAGGGGAAUGUAAUCGAUAUGCUAGGAGGUCAAAAUCAUCAAACCAGCGUUGGUUAUGCAAUUGGACAGCUGGCCUUUGUCUCGCUUGGAAGUGCUCUGUUCUCCGGCAUGAGAGGAGGCAUAUUUAUGUGCACUCUGGCCAGACUCAACAAGAGACUGAAGCACCUGCUGUUCCACACCCUGCUGCAGCAGGAGGUGCACUUCUUUGAGGAGAACAACCCUGGACGUCUGUCCUCCCGCCUGCACUCUGACGUAGACAGGAUGGGCCGCACGGUCGCACUGAACUCCAACGCUCUGGUCCGCAGCACAGUCAAAACCGUUCUCAUGUUCAGAGUAAUGUUGGGCCUGUCCUGGGAGCUCACAUUGCUCACCAGUAUAGAGAUGCCUCUGCUGGCCUUCCUGCAGAACAAAUACAUCACCUGGUCCAAGGACCUGAAAGACCAGAUCCAGGAGUGCCACGCUCAGAACAAAGACCUGGCUUUCCAGACAAUCAGCGGGAUUCACACAGUCCGCAGCUUCAGGGCGGAGAAAGACGAGCUGAGGAGGUACAAUGAGGCUCUGGACGUGAUGUGCGCCGUGAAGAGAAGUACAGGAAUCUACAGCGCAGUCUUCCUGUUGAUACGGAGGGUGGUGAGUCUGGGAAUAAAGAUACUCAUGCUGGUACAGGCCCGCAGCCUCAUAUCGUCAGGUGACCUCACUAUUGGAAGUCUUGUGUCCUUCUUCCUGUACCAGAAGCCCAUGUCAACCAAUUUAAAGGAGAUCAUGUAUUGCUAUGGAGAGACGAUGUCCACAGUCGGAGUCAUCUCCAAAGUGUUCAGUUAUCUUGACCGAACACCAAAGUGUAAGAAGGAGGGAGAGUUAGCUCCUGAGAGGCUGGAGGGAAGAAUUGUUUUCCAAAAUGUGACCUUCAAAUAUCCCUCAUCUCCUGACGUGGAACCAGCUCUGAAGAAAGUUUUUAUGGAGCUUAAGCCAGGGAAGAUGACAGCUCUGGUGGGUCCCUCUGGAGGCGGGAAGACUUCCUGUGUGAGCCUCCUGAAGAGGCUAUACGAACCUGAAGAGGGGCAGAUCCUGCUGGAUGGACAACCUCUGCAUCAUUACAAUCACAAAUACUUCCAUCAAAAGAUGGCCCUGGUAUCCCAGAACCCUGUGCUGUUUUCUGGUUCUCUGAGGUACAACAUUGAGUACGGCCUGAAGGACUGCACCUUAGAGAGGGUGGAGGAAGCUGCAAAGAAGGCCAACGCAGACCUCUUCAUCUCUGAACUCAAGAACAAAUAUGACACAGAUAUAGGGGAAUGUGGUGGUAAGCUGUCAGACGGACAGAAGCAGAGCCUGGCCAUCAUCAGAGCUCUGGUCCGGGAGCCGCAGGUCAUCAUACUGGACGAGGCCACCAGCAAACUGGAUGUUGAUGUGCAGCAUGCUGUGCUGCAGGAGGUUCUGACCUGCGGUCGGACUGUCCUGGUUGUGGCUCAUCAGCUGAAGACUGUGGAGAAGGCAGAUCACAUCAUCUUCAUCGAGAAGGGAGCCGUAGUAGAAGAAGGGACCCACGAACAACUCAUGGCCAAAGAAGGGCGCUACUAUCGUUUGAAAGAGGAACUGUUCUCUUAACCCAGCUGAGAAAAGUUCAGUAAAUGUAUUUUUAGUGUUUCUACAUUUUAAUGCGGGAAUAUUUAUCCUGCAUGUUUUAUCUUCUAAAGAUAUGUCAGUGCAAAAUGUAUUUAAUGAUUGAUCAUGAAAUUUGUUUGUAAAGCACCUUUCAUACAAGCUGUGCAUUACAGGAAAAUGGAUAUAAAAUAUACAUAAAACAGGGAAAGAAUGACAAAAUUAAUGAAGAAGGGUGUGGUCUGCAUGUUCAAUGGCGAAUACGAGUAUAAAUGAUGUUUAACAGUUUGAUCUCAACACACCGACACAUCAGAAAGAACUAAGACGAAUGCUCUAAUAAGCGAACAUUAGUAUUGUUUUUGAUGCAGUUUUGUUUUUUGUAGUAUUUAAAGUCAACUCUCAACUACAGCUAAUAUUAGCCAAGCUACUUGUUUUACCAGUUCCGAGUUCUGAAUGUGGACUAGAGCAUUAUAGAUACUACA
Molecule: messenger RNA, 2156 nt
Organism: Notothenia coriiceps (black rockcod)
Lineage: Eukaryota; Metazoa; Chordata; Actinopteri; Perciformes; Nototheniidae
Gene: tap2t
Product: transporter associated with antigen processing, subunit type t, teleost specific
Exons: 11
Coding region: 1-1680 (559 amino acids)
Biological process (GO): transmembrane transport
Cellular component (GO): membrane
Molecular function (GO): ATP hydrolysis activity; ATP binding; ABC-type oligopeptide transporter activity
Source: RefSeq, a predicted model, not a curated record